UUUGAAACAAUGGCUUCCAUCUCCGUAUCGGCUACUUGUUUAUCUCUUCCUCAAAGUCAAGCUCGAUCCAGAACUCAAAAACCCUCUCCUAGAAAAAACCCAAACCCCAAAAUUAAACCCAAGAAGCUUAAUACUAAAUUCCAAUCUCUAUCGUUAUCUUCACCCUCGCCUUCUUCUGCUUCUUCUUUGGGCACCCAGGCCACCACUUACACUCGUCUUCCUCCCAAGGAGGAUUUCCAUUUUCCCUCUUUGAACGAUUCUGAUGAAAUCAAACUUUCCGAAUCUGAUGUCGCUAAGCGAGACUCCGACAAUGAUUCCUCUGAGAUUGAAGCUGAAAUGCUUGACACCGAUGAUGAUGAUGAUGAAGAAGAAGAAGAAGAAGAAGAAGAAGAAGAAGAAGAAAUGGGUUUCCGAGACGAAACCGACGAUGGAGAAAUCUUGGGUUAUUACAAUGGUGAUGGGAGUUUGGAUUUUGAUGAAGAAGGGGAAGAGGAGGUUUAUUAUUACGAUUCCGAUGGCAAGCUUGUAAAUUUAUUAGAAAACGAGGUUGAUGAUUUGGGAUUGGAAGUAAAGGAGAAAGGGGUACCGGCCGUGAUGCGGUGCUUUGACCGAGCCAAAAUUUACGUUAAAGCAGGGGAUGGAGGGAACGGGGUGGUGGCGUUUCGGCGUGAAAAGUACGUGCCAUUAGGGGGACCGUCGGGAGGCGACGGGGGGAGAGGAGGGAAUGUGUAUUUGGAAGUCAAUGGAGCGAUGAAUUCGCUGUUACCGUUUCGGAAUUGCAUGCAUUAUAGAGCGGGGAGAGGGGCGCACGGGCAAGGGAGGAUGAUGUGUGGGAGGAAAGGGGAGGAUGUGGUGGUGAAAGUGGCGCCAGGGACGGUGGUUAGAGAGGCCGGGAGCGAUGAUGUGCUACUGGAGUUGUUGUAUCCGGGGCAACGGGCGUUGUUGUUGCCUGGUGGACGAGGAGGGAGAGGGAACGCUUCCUUUAAGUCCGGGAACAAUAAGGUGCCUAAGAUUGCUGAGAAUGGAGAAGAAGGUCCUGAAAUGUGGCUGGAAUUGGAGCUGAAAUUGGUAGCAGAUGUUGGUAUAGUGGGUGCACCAAAUGCCGGAAAAAGCACUCUACUAAGCGUGAUAAGCGCUGCUCAGCCAGAAAUAGCAAAUUACCCUUUUACAACUUUGCUUCCCAAUCUGGGUGUAGUUUCAUUUGAUUAUGAUUCUACCAUGGUUGUUGCUGAUCUUCCUGGUUUACUUGAAGGAGCACACCGGGGUUUCGGUUUAGGUCAUGAGUUCCUACGGCAUACCGAAAGAUGUUCAGCACUGGUACAUGUCGUUGAUGGCUCUGGACAGCAACCAGAGCUUGAGUUCGAUGCAGUUCGUCUUGAACUGGAAAUGUUUAGCCCAGAAAUAGCUGAAAAGCCAUUUAUAGUUGCCUAUAAUAAGAUGGACCUUCCAGAGGCAUAUGAAAAUUGGCCAUCAUUUAAGGAAAAAUUACAAGGACGUGGAAUCAAAACUUUUUGCAUGAGUGCAGUAAAAAGAGAGGGAACUCAUGAAGUUAUCAGUACCGCCUACAAACUUCUUCAAGAAACUAAAAAAUCCAACGAGGGAUUAGAAGGUUUUCAAGAUCGGAUAGAUUUGAACUAUGUAGCCGAUAUGGUACAGAGGCAGCGUAGCUCCUCUAUUAGCGAGUUUGAGAUCACUCGUGACAGUAGUUGCAGUACGUGGUAUGUAACUGGAGCCGGGUUGCAACGCUUCGUUCAGAUGACAAACUGGCGAUACAUGGACUCUGAGAAAAGGUUUCAACAUGUCCUGGAGGCUUGUGGAGUUUAUAGGUCUCUCAUGAAGCUUGGAGUGAAAGAAGGCGAUACAGUGAUUGUUGGAGAGAUGGAGAUGGUGUGGCACGAUUCUGCCGAGAAUUCUGGUGCACCAAACAUGAAAAAGAGAUCAACAGAGUCGAUCAAAUGGCCACAGUUGAAGUAACUGCCACCACCAGCAUCUCCCAACUUUUGUCACCGAACUGCCAUAUAUGUAGGUCAGGCAAAGCCGAUAAGCGGCGAUUCGAACAGGCCAUUACAAUUAAGGUGUCGUAAAUUCACGAGAGGUGACAUCGAGCUUGAUGACAUGUUCGAUUUCAAUGCAUGGUUCUUUUGUUGCUUCGACAUGUUCGAUUGCUUCGGAUUUGGUGUUGAACAGGCAAGUUCUUGUCAAAUUUGGUGUAUGAGCGAUAAUUGACUGUUGAAGUAACUUAAAAGUA
Molecule: messenger RNA, 2248 nt
Organism: Hibiscus syriacus
Lineage: Eukaryota; Viridiplantae; Streptophyta; Magnoliopsida; Malvales; Malvaceae
Product: GTP-binding protein OBGC, chloroplastic
Exons: 7
Coding region: 10-1974 (654 amino acids)
Cellular component (GO): mitochondrion
Molecular function (GO): GTP binding; magnesium ion binding; GTPase activity
Source: RefSeq, a predicted model, not a curated record